GCCAUACUGUGUCGGGAAGCGACUCAGUCUCCAGUGCAUCACCCAGCAGAAGCCAUCCUGCGUCUGGAAGCGACUCCUUUAGCAUGUCACCCGGCAGUAGCUAUACUUUGUCUGGAAGCGACUCAAUCUUCAAUAUGUCACCCAUCAGAGCCCAUCCUCUGUCUGGAAGCGGCUCAGGCAUCAGUAUGCCAUCCAGCAGAAGCUAUACUGCCUCUGGAAGCGACUCCGUCUUCAGUAUGCCAUCCAGCAGUGACUAUACUGCGUCUGGAAGUGACUCAGGUCACUUCAGUUUCACACCCAACAGAACCUAUUCUAUGUCUGGAAGCGACUCAGUCUUUACUUUUCCAUCCAGCAGCGACUAUAGUUCGCCUGGGUACUUCAGUAUGACACCCGGCAGCACCUAUACUGUGUCUGGAAGCGACUCCAGCUUCUUCAGUAUGUCACCCAGCAGAAGCCAUGCUGCCUCUGGAAGCGACUCAAGCUUCUUCAGUAUGUCACCAAGUAGAAGCCAUGCUGGCCCUGGAAGCCCAUCAGUCUAUUUCAGUAUGUCACCCAGCAGAAGCCAUGCUGUGUCUGGAAGCGACUCCAGCUUCUUCAGCAUGUCACCCAGCAGAAGCCACGCUGCCUCUGGAAGCGACCUAUCCGCCGCAUAUUUCCGGCCUCCCUUUGUACCCCAAGCAGCGAGUUCCCCUCGUGCUCCUGCUCCUGCUGCAAGCUGGGCAGAUCCAAGAAACAGAACCUACAGUUCUGAAAUGGACCCAGUCUUCAGGAGGUCCCCCAGCAGAAGCCAUACUGUGUCGGGAAGCGACUCAGUCUCCAGUGCAUCACCCAGCAGAAGCCAUCCUGCGUCUGGAAGCGACUCCUUUAGCAUGUCACCCGGCAGUAGCUAUACUUUGUCUGGAAGCGACUCAAUCUUCAAUAUGUCACCCAUCAGAGCCCAUCCUCUGUCUGGAAGCGGCUCAGGCAUCAGUAUGCCAUCCAGCAGAAGCUAUACUGCCUCUGGAAGCGACUCCGUCUUCAGUAUGCCAUCCAGCAGUGACUAUACUGCGUCUGGAAGUGACUCAGGUCACUUCAGUUUCACACCCAACAGAACCUAUUCUAUGUCUGGAAGCGACUCAGUCUUUACUUUUCCAUCCAGCAGCGACUAUAGUUCGCCUGGGUACUUCAGUAUGACACCCGGCAGCACCUAUACUGUGUCUGGAAGCGACUCCAGCUUCUUCAGUAUGUCACCCAGCAGAAGCCAUGCUGCCUCUGGAAGCGACUCAAGCUUCUUCAGUAUGUCACCAAGUAGAAGCCAUGCUGGCCCUGGAAGCCCAUCAGUCUAUUUCAGUAUGUCACCCAGCAGAAGCCAUGCUGUGUCUGGAAGCGACUCCAGCUUCUUCAGCAUGUCACCCAGCAGAAGCCACGCUGCCUCUGGAAGCGACCUAUCCGCCGCAUAUUUCCGGCCUCCCUUUGUACCCCAAGCAGCGAGUUCCCCUCGUGCUCCUGCUCCUGCUGCAAGCUGGGCAGAUCCAAGAAACAGAACCUACAGUUCUGAAAUGGACCCAGUCUUCAGGAGGUCCCCCAGCAGAAGCCAUACUGUGUCGGGAAGCGACUCAGUCUCCAGUGCAUCACCCAGCAGAAGCCAUCCUGCGUCUGGAAGCGACUCCUUUAGCAUGUCACCCGGCAGUAGCUAUACUUUGUCUGGAAGCGACUCAAUCUUCAAUAUGUCACCCAUCAGAGCCCAUCCUCUGUCUGGAAGCGGCUCAGGCAUCAGUAUGCCAUCCAGCAGAAGCUAUACUGCCUCUGGAAGCGACUCCGUCUUCAGUAUGCCAUCCAGCAGUGACUAUACUGCGUCUGGAAGUGACUCAGGUCACUUCAGUUUCACACCCAACAGAACCUAUUCUAUGUCUGGAAGCGACUCAGUCUUUACUUUUCCAUCCAGCAGCGACUAUAGUUCGCCUGGGUACUUCAGUAUGACACCCGGCAGCACCUAUACUGUGUCUGGAAGCGACUCCAGCUUCUUCAGUAUGUCACCCAGCAGAAGCCAUGCUGCCUCUGGAAGCGACUCAAGCUUCUUCAGUAUGUCACCAAGUAGAAGCCAUGCUGGCCCUGGAAGCCCAUCAGUCUAUUUCAGUAUGUCACCCAGCAGAAGCCAUGCUGUGUCUGGAAGCGACUCCAGCUUCUUCAGCAUGUCACCCAGCAGAAGCCACGCUGCCUCUGGAAGCGACCUAUCCGCCGCAUAUUUCCGGCCUCCCUUUGUACCCCAAGCAGCGAGUUCCCCUCGUGCUCCUGCUCCUGCUGCAAGCUGGGCAGAUCCAAGAAACAGAACCUACAGUUCUGAAAUGGACCCAGUCUUCAGGAGGUCCCCCAGCAGAAGCCAUACUGUGUCGGGAAGCGACUCAGUCUCCAGUGCAUCACCCAGCAGAAGCCAUCCUGCGUCUGGAAGCGACUCCUUUAGCAUGUCACCCGGCAGUAGCUAUACUUUGUCUGGAAGCGACUCAAUCUUCAAUAUGUCACCCAUCAGAGCCCAUCCUCUGUCUGGAAGCGGCUCAGGCAUCAGUAUGCCAUCCAGCAGAAGCUAUACUGCCUCUGGAAGCGACUCCGUCUUCAGUAUGCCAUCCAGCAGUGACUAUACUGCGUCUGGAAGUGACUCAGGUCACUUCAGUUUCACACCCAACAGAACCUAUUCUAUGUCUGGAAGCGACUCAGUCUUUACUUUUCCAUCCAGCAGCGACUAUAGUUCGCCUGGGUACUUCAGUAUGACACCCGGCAGCACCUAUACUGUGUCUGGAAGCGACUCCAGCUUCUUCAGUAUGUCACCCAGCAGAAGCCAUGCUGCCUCUGGAAGCGACUCAAGCUUCUUCAGUAUGUCACCAAGUAGAAGCCAUGCUGGCCCUGGAAGCCCAUCAGUCUAUUUCAGUAUGUCACCCAGCAGAAGCCAUGCUGUGUCUGGAAGCGACUCCAGCUUCUUCAGCAUGUCACCCAGCAGAAGCCACGCUGCCUCUGGAAGCGACCUAUCCGCCGCAUAUUUCCGGCCUCCCUUUGUACCCCAAGCAGCGAGUUCCCCUCGUGCUCCUGCUCCUGCUGCACGGCAGAGAGUGCCUAGACCCAGAGCCUCUACUGUGCCUGGAACCAACGUAGGCUCCAUUGUGAUACCAGCCAGACCCUACAGUGUGUCUGACACCAACAUAGCCGCCAGCGUGACACCAGGCAGAACAGGUUUUGGGUCAUCAGUGGAACCAGGCAUCAACCUGAUGCCAACCAGAGCCAAUAUUGGGUCAGCCAUGGAUGCAGCCUCCCCUGACUUUGGCCUCUUUGCUCAGCUCAGGCCUGAGCAGAGCAGACGGAGCUCCGUGGCCGGCACUUCUGGGUGGAUGGCGCCUGAAGUGGUGACAGGUCAACCAUAUGGCCCCAAAGUGGACAUAUGGUCUUUUGGAAUCGUGGGCAUCCAGAUGGUGGAACGAGAAGUUCCUUACAAGAAUGCAAGCCCUGUUUUGGUUAAAAUCCUGACAGCCAGAGGGGAGAGACCACAGCUGCGGCAGCCCAACCGAUUCUCGCCUUCCCUGUGUGACUUCCUGAGCUGCUGCCUGCAGAGAGACGAGGCGCGGCGCUGGUCUGCCGAGGAGCUGCUGAAGCAUCCAUUUGUAACUUCAGCCAAGCCAGCAUCCAUCCUGGCACCAGUCAUCAACUUCGUCAAGAAGGAGAAGAAGGAGGAGAGAAGAAUCUAGCAAUCAAGAUUUAUCUUCAUAACCAA
Molecule: messenger RNA, 3736 nt
Organism: Motacilla alba alba
Lineage: Eukaryota; Metazoa; Chordata; Aves; Passeriformes; Motacillidae
Product: mucin-12-like
Exons: 12
Coding region: 84-3710 (1208 amino acids)
Biological process (GO): protein phosphorylation; regulation of MAPK cascade; intracellular signal transduction
Cellular component (GO): cytoplasm
Molecular function (GO): ATP binding; protein serine/threonine kinase activity
Source: RefSeq, a predicted model, not a curated record